CUGAGGUUGCUUGUUUUAGUAGCUGCAUCCAGUCAUCGUGAAGUCGCAUGUGUGUGAUGCUUCUGUUUGUAACUCAAACGCUCCUGCUUUGUUUGUGAAGAAAAAUAUAGCCACAUACUGCCGAGAUGAAGCUGUUAACGCAUAACAUGCUAACAUCUCACGUGCAAGGUGUGACUAAAGGAUACCCACUUAUUAUUAAGGCAACAGAAGUGAAGGUGAAUGAGUUGGAGUUCAAUGCUCAGUUUGUGAGCCGGAUGAUCCCUAAGCUGGAGUGGAAGGCAUUGAUCCAGGCGGCAGAAUGGCUUGGGCAAUCUCAAGACCUGCCCAGCACUCCCAAACCAAACUAUGAAAGUGUUGAGGACUUCCUGCGUAAAGUUCACAGAAUUCUUCUGGAGGUGAGACGCAUCAGAAGAACAACAUUUUCAAAGAAAUUAAUUUCUCAACUUCCAGAAAGUUCUGCUGGACCCUUUUCACAUUUCCGGUGCUCCGGGGGGAUUGAAAGAUUAUGUUGGUGGAGGUUGUAGAGGGAUGUUUACAGUGUCCUGAAUCAGGCAGAGAGUUCCCCAUCUCCAACGGUGUUCCUAACUUGUUACUCAUUGAAGACGAGUAGAUCAAGCUGCUACAUACGUCCCAGAAGAACAGAAUAUCAGACCCACGUUUAUUUGAGAAACUUUUGGGGGUCCAUUUUUAUUUAAAGAAUAGUGGAGAGAAACACAAGACCAUAAUUCUGAAGUAAUUCUGAUUAACACAGUCAUGUUCAACUACUGUCUCCAAACAUGUGGCUGCUUUGCGUUUGGUUAUGAGAAGUGACUUUUUGUUGUUUCUGUUAUUGUAAAUUGUUAUUGUAAAAUACUAAAUAAAUUUGUAUUAAGUUAGGCUUCAGAAGGCUCUUUUAUAAAAUACAAAUCAUCUUAUUAAUUACUUGUUGAUGCGACCUGUAAAUGAUAAUGU
Messenger RNA from Carassius auratus (goldfish), 951 nucleotides. Its product is annotated as multifunctional methyltransferase subunit TRM112-like protein. Gene Ontology annotation, biological process: tRNA methylation; peptidyl-glutamine methylation; rRNA (guanine-N7)-methylation. The transcript has 4 exons. Gene Ontology annotation, molecular function: protein heterodimerization activity. NCBI's taxonomy places the organism in Eukaryota, Metazoa, Chordata, Actinopteri, Cypriniformes, Cyprinidae. The record is from RefSeq and is a predicted model, not a curated record. The coding region runs from base 126 to 524 and encodes 132 amino acids.